AUGGUGUGUGAGUCUAUUUUCAAGCUAUUGAAGAAAGACGCCCCGACAAAGUGGAUUGAAGAGUGUCAGACUGCUUUUGAAGCUAUCAAGAACUAUUUGUCCAAUCUACCAGUAUUGGUUCCUCCACGGGAAAGGAGUCCUUUGUUGUUGUACUUGUCUGUCUCAGAUAGUGCAUUCGGAUGCUAUGAACCGCUUAAGACUUAUUUUCAUGGUAAAGAAGUGGCAUUUGUGGGUGAAGAUAUUUUUGAGGCAUACCCUGGUUGGAGAUUAUUCUUCGAUGGAGCGGCGAACCAUCAAGGUAAAGGUAUUGGGGCGGUUUUAGUGUCAGAAUCUCGGCAUCAUUACCUCAUGGCAUCUAAGCUCCAAUUUAAUUGCACAAAUAACAUGGCUGAAUACGAAUCUCGUGUUCUCGGGUUGAAGAUGGCCAUCGACAUGAAUGUUUACGAGUUGUUGAAGCUGCGCAAGAGGUUUUGUAAGAUCAAGUUUAGGCACACUCCCAGAAUAAAAAAUGAGUUGGUUGAUGCUCUUAACACCAUCACUUUGAUGAUUAAACAUCCUAAUAUAGAUUAUAUUGAUCCUCUGGGUAUAGAGUUGAAGGAACAUCCAGUCCAUUGUUCUCAUGUUGAAGAAGAACUGGACGCUUGUGGUAUGGAUUUCAUCGGUCCGAUAGAGCCAACCGCUUCUAAUGGACACAGAUUCAUUUUGGUUACCCUUGAUUACUUCAUCAAGUGGGUGGAAGCAGCUUCUUACAAGUUCGGAGUACCAGAGUCGAUCAUUACUAAUAAUGGUGCAAAUCUCAACAGUCACUUGAUGAGAGAGAUAUGUGAGAAAUUCAAUAUUACUCACCGAAACUCAACUUCUUAUCGCCCUCAAAUGAAUGGAGCUAUGGAGGCUACCAAUAAGAACAUCAAGAAUAUCCUGAGGAAGAUGAUUGACAAUCAUUGA
Molecule: messenger RNA, 945 nt
Organism: Solanum lycopersicum (tomato)
Lineage: Eukaryota; Viridiplantae; Streptophyta; Magnoliopsida; Solanales; Solanaceae
Molecular function (GO): nucleic acid binding
Source: RefSeq, a predicted model, not a curated record